Seminavis robusta is the source of this 760-nucleotide messenger RNA. NCBI's taxonomy places the organism in Eukaryota, Bacillariophyta, Bacillariophyceae, Naviculales, Naviculaceae. The record is from the annotation of a GenBank genome assembly.
CUGUAAAUAACGGCUAAUAAAAGGAUCCAACCACAAAGAGACACCGGUCCCCAAACCCCAAAGCACUCUUACGGGUAGACAUAAUCGAUCAGCUUAUCAGCUUACGCAUCCUCAUUCCAGUGAAUUGUUGCACAAAAAGUAACAGAAGAAUCAUCAUGCCGUUCGCUGUGUUGUCCUUUAAUGCUACCGAUGGACUCCAACUGGCCCGCUUUGUGCUCAGUUGUCCUGAUACCCUCAAAGCUCAUUUGGAAGAUGCGCUGUGCGUUGAGUUCCCAGAAGAUGCCGAAGACGACGAACCGCAAGAGGAGUUCUAUUGCAUUUGGAAAGGCAAUGACUGCGUCCUAAGCAAGGGAUACUACCUGGAGGUUCACGAUUUAUUGAACAAGAUCGAAAUGAAUGGCUGGAAGAUAGACCAAUUCAGUACCUCGUUGACAGGGAGUGGUGUCCAGUGUCAAACUUAUGUCUUUCAGCAGCAGAUCUAGGUUGGCUGCAAUACACUGAUUGACAUAGAUUGAUAACGGAAUCAAGCAUUUGGCAAACAUGGAAGCGAGAAAAGAGGCGCAGUUCUUGGAGGACUGUUGUCAGGAGGACUGGCCAAAGGAAAAGAGUUAAAUUGGGUCGUCGCUUCGAUGAAAUUGGGUCUAAAAACACCAGUAAACGUUGCCGGAAUUCUGGAUGCCUUACCAUUCUUUAUGUUGAGGUUUCACAAAUAGCGAUCUUUAUCUGUUGGUUAGCUAAGGUAGGACCCAGUUUUGCAGUU